AUGCUCAUCAAUAGCUUGAGCUUCUUCAGGAGUCACUGGACAGUCUGGAGUGUACUUGGAGUAACCUACAGGCAGAUCAAAUGGAUGCAGCCCUACAUAGUCUAUAGUCUCGUGGUUAAUCUGUUGGUAACCGUUUGGUAUCCACUGCAUCUGGGCUUAAUGCUCUUUAAAAACACAAGCCUUACGGAUGAUAUCUUGAACCUAACAACAUUUGCCACCUGCUUGGCCUGCUCGCUUAAGUUUUCCAUUUACGCUUAUAACUUUGACAAAGUCCAGCGAAUGGAGCACCUGUUAAGCCAACUGGACUUGCGAGUCAAGAGUGCGGCAGAGAAAGUCAUCUACAGUCAGUUGAGAACCCAGCUGAGAAACAUUCUGUUCGUCUUCAUUGGCAUCUAUCUGCCUGUCGGUGUUUUUGCCGAAUUGGCAUUUAUUUUCAAGGAUGAGCCUGCUCUCAUGUAUCCGGCCUGGUUUCCUUUCGAUUGUGUCAAUUCCACACGAAACUUCUACAUUGCCCACGUAUAUCAGAUUGUGGGAAUUGGUUACCAAUUGAUGCAGAACUAUGUGAGUGAUUGUUUUCCGGCCGUAGUCUUAUGUCUGAUCUCGGCUCACAUAAAAAUGCUCUACGUGCGCUUCGAGCAGGUGGGCGUGGAUGAUGCCGAGGACGCUGAGUAUCAGCUGGAGACAUGCAUAACCGAUCACAAGCGUUUGUUGGAACUAUUUCAGACAAUCGAGUCCUUCAUGUCGCUGCCCAUGCUCAUUCAGUUUGCUGUGACUGGGCUAAACGUCUGCAUUAGCAUUGCGGGACUUCUCUUUUUUGUGACCGAGCCCAUGACUCGAGCAUAUUUCUUCUUCUACGCAAUGUCCAUGCCGCUGGAAAUCUUUCCCAUCUGCUACUACGGCACAGACAGUGAGCUCUGGUUUGGAAAUCUGCACUAUUCGGCAUUCAGCUGCAAUUGGACAGCGCAGCAUCGGAGUUUUAAAAAGAAGCUGAUGUUGUUUGUGGAGCGCUCACUGAAAGGGAGCACUGCGCUCGCUGGUGGCAUGCUACGCAUUCAUGUGGACACGUUUUUCUCAACUCUCAAAUUCGCCUACUCACUAUUCACCAUAAUAAUACGCAUGCGAAACCCGAGUCAGAACAUUGAGCCGUUCACCAUGCUCAUCAAUAGCUUAAGUUUCUUUAAAAGCCACUGGAAUGUCUGGAAACUAGUUGGAUUGACCUUCAGGCAGACCAAAUGGACAGAACUGUACAUCGUCUAUAGUCUCAUGCUAAAUUUGUUGGUCAGCAUCGGUUUUCCGCUGCAUCUGGGAUUAUCGAUUUUUAGAAACCAGAACCUCUCGGAUGAUGUCUUGAACCUAACGACCUUUGCCACCAGCAUGGCCUGUUCCCUAAAGACCGCUAUAUACGCCUACAACCUUGAUAAGGUGAAGCAAAUGGAGCAACUGCUGAGUCAGCUGGACAUGCGGAUCAAGAGUGCGGCAGAGAAAAGCAUCUACAUAAAGCUGAAAACCCAGCUGAGAAACAUUCUUUAUGUUUUCAUUGGCAUCUAUCUGCCUGCUGGAGUUUUUGCCGAUUUGGCUUUUAUAUUCAAGGCAGAGCGAAGUCUCAUGUAUCCUGGCUGGUUUCCAUUUGAUUGGCUCAACUCAACGCGCAACUUCUAUAUCGCCAGCGCGUUUCAGAUUGCAGGUGUUAGCUUUCAGCUGACGCAGAACUAUGCGAACGACUGCUUUCCCGCCGUAAUGUUGUGCCUGAUCUCAGCUCACAUAAAGAUGCUCUACGUGCGCUUCGAGCAGGUGGGAGAGGAUGAUGCUAAGGAUGCUGAGGAUCAGCUGGAGGCAUGCAUAACCGAUCACAAGCGUUUGCUGGAGUGGGUAACAUCUCGAAAGCAUCUCUGCAGUAUUUUAUUGACUUUGCUCGUUUGCAGACUGUUUCGCAUCAUUGAAUCCUUUAUGUCGCUGCCCAUGCUCAUUCAGUUCGCGGUGACUGGGCUGAAUAUAUGUACUAGCAUUGCGGGGCUGCUAUUUUUUGUUACCGAGCCGAUGACACUCACAUAUCUCAUAUUUUAUUCGCUGGGUGUUCCGCUGCAAAUCUUUCCCACCUGCUACUAUGGCACAGACAUCGAGCUCUGGUUUGGCAAGUUGCACUAUGCGGCCUUCAGUUGCAAUUGGCUGGCACAGAGUCGAAGUUUCAAGAAGAAGCUGAUGCUUUUCGUGGAGCGCUCACUGAAGCGCACCGCACCCUUGGCUGGUGGGAUGCUAACCAUUCACGUGAGCACCUUCUUCUCCACACUCAAGUUCGCCUACUCGCUGUUCACCAUCCUGAUUCGCAUGCGAAACUAA
Molecule: messenger RNA, 2337 nt
Organism: Drosophila novamexicana
Lineage: Eukaryota; Metazoa; Arthropoda; Insecta; Diptera; Drosophilidae
Product: odorant receptor 59a-like
Biological process (GO): detection of chemical stimulus involved in sensory perception of smell; sensory perception of smell
Cellular component (GO): plasma membrane
Molecular function (GO): olfactory receptor activity; odorant binding
Source: RefSeq, a predicted model, not a curated record